UGCGUUGAGCGCAUGCGUCCGGCGGCCGCCUAGAAAAAGGAGCUGCUGGCGGGCCGCGUCGAAGACAUGGAGCAGUGCUACGGAGGCUAUGGGACAUGGAGCGCUGGACCUGCCAACACCCAGGGUACAUAUGGAACCGGUGUGGCCAGCUGGCAGGGUUAUGAAAACUAUAAUUAUUAUGGCACCCAGAACACCAGCGUCACCACAGGAGCAACCUACAGCUACGGCCCAGCCUCAUGGGAGGCCGCCAAGGCCAACGAUGGCGGCCUGGCAACCGGAGGCCCUGCCAUGCACAUGGCCUCUUAUGGACCAGAGCCGUGCACUGACAAUUCUGACUCCCUCAUUGCCAAGAUCAACCAGCGUUUGGACAUGAUGUCCAAGGAAGGAGGCAGGGGCGGGAGCGGCGGCGGUGGGGAGGGCAUGCAGGACCGGGAGAGCUCCUUCCGCUUCCAGCCGUUCGAGUCCUAUGACUCCAGGCCUUGCCUGCCAGAGCCCAACCCCUACCGCCCCAGCUACAGCUACGACUAUGACUUUGACCUGGGGUCUGACCGCAACGGCAGCUUUGGUGGGCAGUACAGUGACUGCCGGGACCCAGCCCGUGAGCGAGGCUCCCUGGAUGGUUUCAUGCGGGGACGGGGCCAAGGCCGCUUCCACGACCGCAACAACUCUAGCACCUUCAUGCGCAGUGACCCCUUCAUGCCACCUUCAGCUUCCUCUGAGCCCCUGUCUGCUCCCUGGAAUGAGAUGAACUAUGUGGGUGGACGAGGCCUGGGAGGUCCCUCACCCAGCAGGCCACCUCCAUCCCUCUUCUCCCAGUCCAUGGCUCCUGACUACGGUGUGAUGGGCAUGCAAGGGGCAGGCGGUUACGACAAUGCUUUGCCGUAUGGAUGUGGCCGGUCACAGCCCCGGAUGCGGGAUCGGGAUUGGGAUCGGCCCAGGAGGAGAGGGUUUGACCGUUUUGGACCAGAUGGCAUGGGCAGGAAACGGAAGCCAUUCCAGAUGUAUGAGGAACCGGAUGCCAAGCUGGCCCGUGCUGACAGUGAAGGAGACUAUUCUGAAAAUGAUGAUGGAGCUGGUGAUUUCCGGUCAGGAGACGAAGAAUUCAGGGGUGAGGAGGAAUUUGGCGACUCUGGGAGGCAGAGAGGAGAGAAGGACGAUGAGGAUGAGGAAGUAAAGAAGAGAAGGGAAAAGCAAAGGCGGAGAGACAGGAUGCGGGACAGAGCAGCCGACAGGAUUCAGUUUGCCUGUUCUGUGUGUAAGUUCCGUAGCUUUGAAGAUGAAGAAAUCCAGAAGCAUCUGCAAAGCAAAUUUCACAAAGAGACGCUGCGGUUUAUAAGUACCAAGUUACCUGACAAGACGGUGGAAUUCCUGCAGGAAUACAUUGUAAACAGGAAUAAGAAAAUUGAGAAGCGGCGUCAGGAAUUGAUGGAGAAGGAAAGCACAAAACCAAAACCUGAUCCUUUCAAAGGGAUUGGCCAGGAGCACUUCUUCAAGAAGAUUGAGGCAGCCCACUGCCUGGCCUGCGACAUGCUGAUUCCUGCACAGCACCAGCUUCUCCAGCGGCACCUGCACUCUGUUGACCACAAUCACAACCGCCGGUUGGCUGCUGAACAGUUCAAGAAAACAAGUCUCCAUGUGGCUAAGAGUGUUUUGAACAACAGACAUAUAGUGAAGAUGCUGGAAAAAUACCUCAAGGGUGAGGACCCUUUCACCAAUGAAACUGGUGAUCCAGAAAUGGAAGGAGAUGACAAUGUAGGAGGUGAGGAUAAGGAAGAGACACCUGAGGAGGUGGCUGCAGAAGUCUUGGCCAGCGUGAUCACGGCGGCAGUGAGGGCUGUGGAUGGGGAAGAAGCACCAGCAGCAGAGAAGGGUGAGGUGACCGCUGAAGAGGAUGGCUCCGUGGACACGGCAGAAGCCAGCAGUGACCUCCAGGCUGAACAGCUGCCAGAAGACAAGCAGCCCUGUGGAACAGCAUCUGAGAUGGGGACCACAGAGGCUGGAAGUGAGGUGGAGACACUGGCAGCAGAGGCAGAAAGUGCCAGAACAGUCACUGCUCCUGCCCCAGAUGCCACAGAAGCUAAAAUGGAACAAACUGAUGCAGAGUCCAAAGAUAUUCCCACAGAAUGA
Molecule: messenger RNA, 2127 nt
Organism: Carlito syrichta (Philippine tarsier)
Lineage: Eukaryota; Metazoa; Chordata; Mammalia; Primates; Tarsiidae
Gene: AKAP8
Product: A-kinase anchoring protein 8
Exons: 14
Coding region: 67-2127 (686 amino acids)
Cellular component (GO): nuclear matrix; nucleus
Molecular function (GO): protein kinase A regulatory subunit binding; DNA binding
Source: RefSeq, a predicted model, not a curated record